Molecule: messenger RNA, 519 nt
Organism: Cordyceps militaris CM01
Lineage: Eukaryota; Fungi; Ascomycota; Sordariomycetes; Hypocreales; Cordycipitaceae
Product: Nuclear transport factor 2
Exons: 2
Coding region: 1-519 (172 amino acids)
Biological process (GO): protein import into nucleus
Cellular component (GO): nuclear pore central transport channel
Source: RefSeq, a predicted model, not a curated record
AUGAGCAAUUCCAACCUCCCGGAUGCGCACACCCAGGUGCAGGUCUCUAGCGAAGCCGCCGACAAUUUUGUCAACACGUACUACCAGUCGGUCAACAGCAAGGCCAACCUUCAGAGCUUUUACGUCAACACGUCGCCGCGGUACUCGAUACCCGCCGACAUCUCCAUCAACGGCCAGCUCGUCGCCGCGCCCGCUGACUACCUCAAGCUCAUCGAGGCGCAGGGCAGCGGCGUGCACUACGACGUCGAGUCGCUCGACGCGCACGUCAUGAACCCGUCCUUCAAGUUUGGCAUGCCCGACAACGUCCACGACGCGGCCCGCGCCGAGCGCAACGGCUCCCGCAUGAGCCUCGUCGUCACCGCCGUCGGCCGCGUCCAGUUUGGCCGCGGCAAGGACGCGCCACAGAAGAUGUUCAACGAGACGUUUGUGCUCGUCCCCAACUGGGAUGCCAUGGCGAGGAACCCGCCGAGGGGGGCCAAGAAGUGGCUGAUUAUGUCGCAAAAUUUUCGCGCGCUGUGA